Messenger RNA from Penicillium bovifimosum, 1686 nucleotides. RefSeq lists its product as uncharacterized. The transcript has a single exon. Gene Ontology annotation, biological process: GPI anchor biosynthetic process. Gene Ontology annotation, cellular component: endoplasmic reticulum. The record is from RefSeq and is a predicted model, not a curated record. Lineage: Eukaryota; Fungi; Ascomycota; Eurotiomycetes; Eurotiales; Aspergillaceae. Bases 1 to 1686 code for a protein of 561 amino acids.
AUGUUCCUCCGCGGGCUGCUCUCCCGCCUCCUUGCGCUCCUUCUUCCCCUGGCAGUGACCGCCACUGUUUACCUCUAUCUCUACCCAGUCUUCAAAGGAUGCGCCUUUCCUCUCCCACCUGACACCCAGUCAAACACGAAGCAGUCCCCAGGAACCAAUGCGGUGAUCAACACACUCCUUCAACACCUAAACAUCCCAACUACAGAGGGCCCUGAACCCGCCAUCUUCAGACUCCUCGUCCUCGCCGACCCCCAACUAGAGGGCGACACCUCCCUCCCCUUCCCCGAAUAUGACUUAUACCCCCGUCUCCAACACCACUGGCGCACCGUCCAGGACUCAAUCAGCAACAGCACCACACUGCUAAACACCGAAGUCCUCUCAACAAUAACAACAAGCCUCCAGACCCUCGCAACAGAAGAUAUCCCGCGCUCCUUCAACUCAGCCGUGAAACGCCUAGACCUCUUCGGAAACGACUACUACCUCGCCCACAUCUACCGCACCCUAUUCUUGUGGACCCGGCCGACCCACACAACCGUCCUCGGCGACCUAGUCGGCAGCCAAUGGAUCUCAGACGACGAGUUCGCCACGCGCGGACACCGCUACUGGAACCGUGUCUUCCGCGGCGCGGAGCGCGUCGACGAUACCAUCACCCGUACCGGUGUAGCCGGCUUCAGCCAAAGCGCCGAAGACAAGAUGCCGCCCACGGAACCCUUGCGCGGAGACGGGACAUGGGCUCGGCGGUUGAUCAAUGUGGCGGGAAACCAUGACAUCGGGUAUGCGGGUGAUAUCAGCGAGGCGCGGAUGGAGCGGUUCGAGCGUGUAUUUGGGCGUGCGAAUUGGGAUAUACGCUUCGAGCAUCCGGCCGUCGAAUCUCCGUCUGCGUCUGGGGUUGUUGUGCCCACUUUGCAUCUGAUUAACCUCAAUUCGCUCAUGUUUGAUACGCCUGUGCUUUCUUCCGAGAUCCAGAGCCAGACGUAUGCGUAUUUGAAUGAGUUGAUCGCUGAGCGGCUCGCGCCGGUCGAGGACCGGUCGGCGUUUACGCUACUUCUGACACAUCUGCCCAUGCACAAGGAAGAAGGGAUAUGCACUGACGGGCCAUUCUUCUCAUUCCACGACUUGGACGACGAGGCCGGGCCAGAUGGUGUACCCCGUUGGCUUGAAGGUGGUCUCAAGGAACAGAACCACCUCAGCGAUGCGCUCAGCGCAAGUGGCAUCCUGCAGGGUGUCUUUGGGCUGAGUGGGAAUGAGAACGCGGUUGCUGGUGGUCAGGGUCGGAAUGGGCUUAUUCUUACAGGCCAUGAUCACACUGGUUGUGACGUUGUUCAUUAUGUCAACCGCACUGCAGGUGACGAGGAGGAUGAGAAAGGCUGGAAAUGGGAUGCGAAGCGCUUCGAUAGCCGGCAUAUUGAGGAACCCUCUAUAAGGGAGGUGACGCUGCGCUCGAUGAUGGGCGAAUUCGGUGGAAACGCUGGUCUACUUUCGGCGUGGUUUGAUCAAGGAGCUGGCGAAUGGAGCUAUGAGAUUACUAUGUGUCCGGCUGGUGUCCAGCAUAUCUGGUGGGCGGUUCAUGUUCUUGUCCUGGUGACGCUGGUCGUGGCGAUGCUUUCGUUCUUGGUCGGUGUUUGGUCGAAGCCAGCUGCGAGUAUGGCCCAGACAGACAAGAGCCAGGUUGUACAGAAGAAAUGA